GUAUUUUAGAAUUCGAACUCUUAUCUUAACCGGAGAACGCGAAGCUGCGUAACCAGUGAGUUGAUGUCUUCAUGCUAGACAGCAUUUGAGUUUUUUAAAGUGCAACUUAUCGGUGCCCACGAUCGGAACGAAAUGGAUGACACGGUCCCGGAAAGCACUACGAAGUACUAUACACUUGAAGAAAUCAGACAACACAAUUUGCAGACGGAUACUUGGCUCAUUAUCCACGAUAAAGUGUAUGAUGUCACAAGCUUCUUGGGGGAGCACCCGGGCGGCGAGGACGUUAUGCUGGAGCAGGGAGGAUCGGACGCCACGGAGAGCUUCGAAGACGUUGGCCAUUCCAUCGACGCUCGGGAGAUGCUGCAGCAGUAUUUAAUUGGCGAGUUGCACAUGGAUGACCGCAACAAGGAAAACGAUAAGGACAUUUUCAUCACAACCUCUGGCGAAUCCAGUUCGUGGACGACGUGGUUGAUCCCUGCGCUGGCUGCAGCUGUGGUGGGCCUGAUGUAUCGUUAUUACAUCGUGGAGCACAGGUCCUCCUGAGUCCUGCUUUCACCUCAGCACCCGUCCAGCCCAAUCACCCACUCACUUUCUGUGGAGGUCCCCACCUCUCUGUCUGAACAUCAACUGAUCAGAGGAACCCCCCAAUUCUCAUGAACCCUUCUACUGCCCCGUCUCCUGAAAGAGGGGGGUACUCCUUCCUCUCACCUGUCCCUCCUCUGCAUUCCAAUCCCCAGAAAUUGGGAGGUGCAGUGACACACACUCAAAACCAGCUAUCCUGACCUGGGAGUCGCUGUUUUUCUACAUUCCUUCAUGUUUUGUCUUCUCUCUGGUGUUCCUACCAUGCAUUAUCUUUGUUCUACCUGCCAUUUCUGAUGAACAGAGCACUUUCUGAGCCUUGUGAUGGUGCCUGUACAACAUACUCUCUGUUCUGAGUGUACCUUUCUGUAUGAAUUGAGGUGCAAUUUUUUAAAGUGAGGAAAUAGCUUUUGUAAGGUUUUCAUAAGCCUUAGUGUUUGACCUUUAUUUCUUAAAAUGAUAUUGCUAAAUGCUGGAAAUUGAGUAAAGGAAUAUCAGGAAAAGCUUAGGACUUUCAAAUUAAUGUUUAAUCAGAAGAAUCUGAAAAGAUUUGUCAAUUUAAAUUUUUAAGUACACUUUUUGAUGUAAACGUCUACAUGUUCAAUCAGUUUAAGCACUUACUCUUGUUAAGGGAAUCAACUAAUUACCAAAAUGAUGUGAACACCUUGAGGGUAUAAAACCAAUUGUUAUGGUGCGGGAUUAUGUGUCACUCAGUGUCACCUAUCCUCUUUAGUUUAGUCACAGUUUGGCCUGGAAAAGAGCAGAAUCCAUUUUUUGAUGGGGUACACUUGCUUUUCUCCACUAAGCAUAGUUUUUCUACAUUGUAGCUGUUUUCUGUUUGAUCACAGUGUUUUCUGUUGAACACAUGCGUUGCAAACUGGAGUGGAUUGGAGGCCGCCUGAGUUUGAGGGAUGGCCGUUCAAAUGUCGAAACAUCAUGGAGAUGUACAUGUAUUUACAUGCAAUGUUAUUAUAAAAUAUUUAAUAAUUUAAUAUUGAGAAUGAUUGUGAACCCUCUGACAUUUCCAGUUAUGCAGUGACAGUAUGCAUUUAUCAGCACUAUUGCUGGUGCUGCUAUUUGUGUGUUACAUAUAAUAUAGCAUUGAGGUGUAAAGAUUUGAUGAAUGCAAGAUAAAAUAGUUUUAUUCAUGCCUAUGCAUUGAUUUUUGCAGUGAAAUGAAUGGCAGCUCUGUGCAGUGGUUAUAUUGUUAUAUGUAAGUGUGUAACUGGAUAAUUGCCUAGUUCACCUUAUGGUAUAAAAAUAAAAACAUACUGACUACAUGGUA
Molecule: messenger RNA, 1864 nt
Organism: Conger conger (European conger)
Lineage: Eukaryota; Metazoa; Chordata; Actinopteri; Anguilliformes; Congridae
Product: cytochrome b5
Exons: 5
Coding region: 133-543 (136 amino acids)
Cellular component (GO): membrane; intracellular membrane-bounded organelle
Molecular function (GO): heme binding
Source: RefSeq, a predicted model, not a curated record